Messenger RNA from Rhopalosiphum padi (bird cherry-oat aphid), 1738 nucleotides. Its product is annotated as sepiapterin reductase-like. Lineage: Eukaryota; Metazoa; Arthropoda; Insecta; Hemiptera; Aphididae. The coding region runs from base 745 to 1524 and encodes 259 amino acids. Gene Ontology annotation, biological process: tetrahydrobiopterin biosynthetic process. Gene Ontology annotation, molecular function: sepiapterin reductase (NADP+) activity. The transcript is spliced from 5 exons. The record is from RefSeq and is a predicted model, not a curated record.
AUAGUAAAAUAAAAACUCAGAAAAAAGCAAUUGCCUGUGGUAAAAUUGAACAGCGAAUUGAGCAAACGAUAUUUCUAAAAGUAACCAAUUUACUGUAAUCCACCCAUGGUCUAUUAACUGUUGCCUAAUCAUACUAAUCGUCUAUCGUCUAUACCAAUUAUCAGGUGGACAGCUCAUGAUAAUUUCUUAGUGAAAUUAGUGAUAUUGAUAUACCUAUCUAAAAACUACUUAUUAUUACUAAUUCAUUUCAUGACUAGUAAUUACCUAGUAAUGUAAUUUACAUUUAAAUUCAUUAUCAAAGGGUACACACAUAAUUUAUUGUAAAAUACAAUGCGAUAUUAUUCGUGAUGGACUCUUGUUGCAUGUCGAAUGAAUUGCAGACAUUAGAUCCUUGGCCACAGUUAACAACAGACGUGGUAGAUUUUCAAUUCGAAAACAAUUUUAACACCGACCAGCAGUCAUUCCAACCAUUGCCCGACAAAGAAGAAUACUUACAGCGUUUAGAGCAAAAACUGAAAAGACUGAAGAACAGUUCACAGUCUGAUAGUACAAAACGCCGUCAAAUCGUCGAUCAACUGUGUGAAGCUCGCAAAUCAUGUUUAGAACAUUUGGUAGAUUCAGAUAAUAUAGUGUUUGAAAACGAGCAGCCAGUCACUCAACCUUCAGGACUUUCUGCUUGGAUUAAUCCAGAACAGCCUUUGUCUACAACUGAAACCCAACGACUAAUUGAACAAGACACUCAAGAUGAAUGAGUUUUGGAGUCGUCGUACAUGCGUCAUUUUGACUGGCGCUAGCAAAGGUAUAGGACAAUGUUUGGCUGUAGAAAUUGGUAAACUCUUGGUCCCAGAGUCGACCAUUGUUCUUAUGGCUAGAGAUACAAAUGGUUUAGAAAAAACCAAAGAAAUGGUAAACAAAGAAAACAGUGACAUUUUGGUAGAGUAUUAUAGUGUAGAUUUCUAUAACUCCAACGCAACAAUGUUUGAAAAAAUUGUUGAACCUAUCGAUUCAACAAAGUAUGAAUUAUUUUUAUUAAUUCAUAAUGCUGGGUCAGUUGGUAAUCUGGAUCAUCUUGCAGCUGAUAUGAAUGAUCCUGACGAAUGGAACAAAUAUAUGUUGUUGAAUUUAUAUUCAGUAACUUGUUUAACAAGUGUAUUUUUAUCCAAGUUCAAUUCAGAUACAUCUGAAAGAUGUAUUGUCAAUAUUACUUCAUUAUUGGGCAUUGAACCGUUUAAAUCAGUUGGAUAUUAUUGUGUUGGAAAAGCUAGUAGAGAAAUGUUCUUCCGUGUAUUGGCUUUAGAAAACCCUACAUUGAACAUUCUUAGCUAUUCUCCAGGUCCUGUGUUGACUGAUAUGUAUACAAAUAUUAGUUUGAAUUCAAAAGAUGAAGUAGUACGUGAACAAUUUACAAACGGACAGCAAAAACAAUAUAUUGUAAAAGUAGAAGACACUUGUCAAAAGUUAGUGAAUACAUUAGCUAUGAGAAGUUAUAAAACUGGCGGUAGAGUUGAUUAUUAUGAUAAAUAAUUUUAUUCCAUAUGAAACUGUUUUAUUAUAUAUUGUGUAUUAUUAUUUUUAAGUUAUUUUUAUUAUAAUGUAUAUCAUUUUUAAUUUUGAUUUAUGUUGGAAGAACAGAAUUCUUCUUUUAGCUUAAUAAUAUGAUAAUUAAUAAUGUAUAUUUAACUGAAGUUAUAUUAUUAUACUCAGCAAACAUUAUUAAACACCAUUAUAACAUAUUAAA